CGCCUUAGUCUUCAGUCAAUACAAGAGAUUUUAUGCUCUCCCCGCAGGCGCCAGCGCAUCACCGCCGCCGCUCUUUCCUGUAAAUCUUCAUUCCCAUCUACUUCGUGCUCUCUCCCUUUCUCUAUCCUUUCCCAAGAUCGCCAGAGAAUAUUCAUCCCAGUAGAAAAUAUAAAAUGAAGUCAUCCAGUUUCAUGCAUUACUAGUCCAAUUGGUUGGGGAAACAGGUGGGAAAGAGGGGGUUGCAUCUUCUGGAUUGAAGAUUACGAUGACGCAUCUGAAGCCCAUAUUUUCGCAAUUGGACACUGUCGUCCCUUGCUCCACCGGAAAGUGCAAAUCGCCGCCGCCGUAUGCCUUCCACCGCCUUCGUUUCUAUCCAAGGCUGACACUUUGGUCCUGCGUCUUCCUCUGCGUCCUGCUUUUCUACUUCUGUUGUUCACAUCCAGUGGUGUCCUCCGUAGCCAAGCGACGCAGUCUCCAGAACACCUCUAAUUUCGGGUCGCCUCAUCCGGGCCCUAAUUGGGAGGUUAAGGCCCGCAAUUCGGCUCGCCCACUGAACAAAAAUGGUUUCACAGUUCUUGUAACCGGCGCCGCCGGAUUCGUCGGAAGCCAUGUCUCCCUUGCCCUAAAAACCAGAGGAGACGGCGUGGUGGGGCUCGAUAAUUUCAACGCUUACUACGAGACCGGACUGAAAAAAGCCCGAAAGGGCCUCCUUGAACGGAACGGCGUUUACAUCGUGGAAGGCGACAUAAAUGACAGUGAGUUGCUGGGUAAGUUGUUUGAGAUUGUGCAUUUCAGCCAUGUGAUGCAUUUGGCAGCCCAGGCUGGAGUUCGUUACGCAAUGAAGAACCCGGCUUCUUACAUUCACAGCAACGUUAAUGGCUUUGUUAGUUUACUUGAGGCCUGUAAAAGUGCUAAUCCACAACCUAGUAUAGUUUGGGCAUCGUCCAGCUCCGUGUACGGCCUCAAUUCUAAGGUCCCAUUCUCGGAGAAGGAUAGAACUGAUCAGCCUGCUAGCUUGUAUGCAGCCACUAAAAAGGCUGGUGAAGAAAUAGCACACACUUACAAUCAUAUCCAUGGCCUUUCCAUAACCGGGCUUCGCUUCUUCACUGUUUAUGGCCCUUGGGGAAGGCCUGAUAUGGCUUAUUACUUCUUCACUAAAGAUAUAUUGAGAGGCAAGGAGAUUAAGAUAUUUGAAGGGCCUAAUCAUGCCACUGUUGCCAGAGAUUUUACGUACAUUGAUGAUGUGGUGAAUGGCUGUACAGCGGCGCUGGAUACGGCGAAGAAGAGCACGGGAAGUGGUGGUAAGAAGAAGGGUGCAGCUCAGUUGAGGAUAUAUAAUUUGGGGAACACGAGUCCCGUGCCCGUGUCAAAGCUUUUGAGCAUCUUGGAGAAGUUGUUGAAAGUGAAGGCCAAGAAGAAGUUUUUGCCCAUGCCUAGGAAUGGGGACGUCUUGUUUACUCAUGCCAACAUAAGUUUGGCUGCUAAUGAGCUUGGUUAUAAGCCCACUACCAAUUUGGAGACAGGUUUGAAGAAGUUUGUGGAGUGGUAUCUUAGCUAUUAUGGUGCGAAAAAGAGGAGUGCGUGGUGAAUAGUGUUAUGCCUUAUAUUAUUAUCUAUGAUUUAUGAGCAAAUCGAAUGAAUGCGUACAAUCUUG
Molecule: messenger RNA, 1654 nt
Organism: Andrographis paniculata
Lineage: Eukaryota; Viridiplantae; Streptophyta; Magnoliopsida; Lamiales; Acanthaceae
Product: UDP-glucuronate 4-epimerase 4-like
Exons: 1
Coding region: 266-1588 (440 amino acids)
Source: RefSeq, a predicted model, not a curated record